UUAACUCAACAUCCUUCUAACAAUGUCCUACAUCUACAAUGAUAGUUCUUAAACCCUAAUCCACCUUCUUCCUUACUUCUUCCUAUCCUUCAUACCUCCUUCAUGGACUCUAUCUUCUUCUUGGAAGCUGAAGCUCGCCGCCUUUUUCUUCGUGAUGUCGGCCGAACUCUUGGCUGUCUCUACAUCUCUUUAUGGUAUUACAUCCCUCCACCUUCCAAUUGUCUUGUUUGCAUGGAUGCAUGGUUCCAUGAGGAUGAUGCUACUCAACCUUCUACUACUUCCUUUUUGAGUGUUCCUCAAAGACUCUUUGAUGCUUAUAAGAGAUCCUUUUGUUCCAUCCAAGAUAGUUCUGUUCCUGGUGUUGCCUUCAAACAAGGCCUGCCAUACUUUGAACUAAGGGAAUCAGAGUUAAUCACUUCAGCUUCAUCGCAACUUCAACAACACUUCUAUCAGGAAGCUGGAGUUAAGACUGCUGUUUUUCUUGGAUGCAAUGGAGGAGAAGCUGAAAUUGGAAUGCCUACAUUGCCCAAUAUGAUGAACAUGCAAAUGGAUAUAAGACAAAUUUUCACAGAAUUAAUUCCCACUGAUCUUAGCAAGCCUUCAUCAUCAUCAUCAUCUUCACUGAGAUCACUCUCCAUCGGCAGCCCCGAAUACUCACCUCUCCUUCUCAACAAGCCUUUAACUACUCACUUCGACGAUAAUUUUCGUGAUACCGCCACCAAACAAGCAACUCCACCUUCCUACUUAUUAACGAUGCAAGCCUCCGGCUUCAAUCAAUACCGACAAACUUGGUUUCCAAACCAAUCGAGUGAAGACGACGAAAUGACAAAGGCAAUGCUUGCUGUGAUUUCAUCAUCUUCAUCUUCUUCUCAUCCUCCUCCUCCUCCUCCUCCAAAGUUAAACCAACCAGUUGGUGCAUUUAGACUUUAUAAACCAUCACUUGCUCCAAGAACUGAUCCCAAGAACACCACAUGGCACAGCCAAAAGAUGAUCAAGAUGGCCAUUGCUCUUUCAAAAAGAAUCAAUCUCAUUAAGUUCAAAUCUGCAGCAGUACUCCAAGAUCAAAGGCCAACUAGUAAUCAGUUACAUCAUAUGAUAUCCGAGCGAAAACGGCGAGAAAAACUCAAUGAGAGCUUCCUUGCUCUCAGAAAUCUCCUCCCUCCUGGUUUUAAGAAAGACAAAGCUUCAGUUCUAGCAAACACAAAGGACUAUCUCAACACUCUGAAAGCUGAGAUUUCUGAACUUAAACAAAAGAAUGAAAUACUAGAAAGAAGCUCUUGUUUGCUGAUGAAAUCCCAGAAAAAUGUUGAUGAUGAUUCAAAUGAAAAAUUCAAGGUUCAAAUCACAAGACUCUCUGAAUCAACCUCACAAGGCCAAAGAAUCACCCUCACAAUAGAUGUCAGGGAAGAAUGUGAUAUAAUAGUUUUUCAUCCUUCGGGGUUCUUGAAUGUCUUAAAUCGAUGA
Molecule: messenger RNA, 1464 nt
Organism: Dioscorea cayenensis subsp. rotundata (Guinea yam)
Lineage: Eukaryota; Viridiplantae; Streptophyta; Magnoliopsida; Dioscoreales; Dioscoreaceae
Product: putative transcription factor bHLH041
Molecular function (GO): protein dimerization activity
Source: RefSeq, a predicted model, not a curated record